Messenger RNA from Symphalangus syndactylus (siamang), 393 nucleotides. Its product is annotated as high mobility group protein B3-like. Lineage: Eukaryota; Metazoa; Chordata; Mammalia; Primates; Hylobatidae. The record is from RefSeq and is a predicted model, not a curated record.
AUGGCUAAAGGUGACCCCAAGAAACCAAAUGGCAAGAUGUCUGCUUAUGCCUUCUUUGUGCAGACGUGCAGAGAAGAACGUAAGAAGAAAUACCCAGAGGUCCCUGUCAAUUUUGCAGAAUUUUCCAAGAAGUGCUCCAGGAGGUGGAAGACAAUGUCCAGGAAAGAGAAGUCUAAAUUUGAUGAAUUGGCAAAGGCGGAUAAAGUACGCUAUGAUCAGGAAAUGAAGGAUUAUGGACCAGCUAAGGGAGGCAAGAAGAAGAAGGAUUCUAAUACCUUCAAAAGGCCACCAUCUGGAUUCUUCCUGUUCUGUUCAGAAUUCCACCCCAAGAUAAAAUCCACAAACCCUGGCAUCUGUAUUGGAGACGUGUCAAAAAAGCUGGGUGAGAUGUAG